AUGCUCUACCACUUCGAGAAAGGUUGGAAGGCAGCACAGUCAUUUCGCGAUCUCAACGAACUUUUCGGCGAAGGAACAAUCAGUGAAAGUCAGUGCAGGGAGUGGUUUGCCCGCUUCAAAUCAGGUGACACCAGCUUGCAAGAUAAGCCAAGAAGAGGUCGGCCAUCGGAUUUCGACGAUCAGGCACUUCUGGCAGCCGUGGAAGACGGCGAAAGCUUGACAACACGAAUGCUGGCUGACGAUUUCAACGUCAACCAGUCAACGAUCGUUCGACGUCUCAAAAAGCUUGGAAGUAGCUUUUUGAGAGGAAGUAGUAAUUAUUCCUUUUUUAAAUGUAAUCAUUUAAAAAAGGAAUAAUCAUUUAACAUGUUUUGAAAUAAUCAUUUAAUUCCGGAAUAAUCGUUUAAACAUGUUUUGGUAAAAUAUUUUUUUUGUUGAAUAAAAUUUGUUGAAAACGCCGGAUAAUUAUGUAUCAACUUACAAUGCCGAGUUCCAAAGCUCAGCCGGGCCGUUACUUUGACGGCCGCGGGCCGGAAAUCGGAAAAAACGACCCGCUGACCACCCCUGACGGCGACAUAGCCAAACACUAGGGCUGGUGUCCAAGUGACUAGUACUCGGUGAUUGUUACUUCUUUAUUAAGUAGUACUGUAAAGUAGUAGUUUUUUGAGUUUUUUCUGAAAGGACUUGAUUUAGGGGUUUUCGAAGAUGCUGCUUUCGAAAACUUUUGAAUUUUUCUGAUUCUUGACUUUUUUUAAAAAUAUGUAGUACUGUUAAAAAGUGUUUUAUUGCAUUUUUUCUAAAAAUAUUGUUGCAUAUUCAUUAUUUUUUAUUUUACAUUUUGUGUUUGCAACAAUAAACAUUUCAAAAAAUUACUAUUAAACAAUACUACUUAAUAAAAAGCGUCAAAAUCGGAAAAAAUGAAUACGGUUUUCGAAAUCAGCACUCUCGAAAACCCCUAUAGGGGAGGCCCUAACCGAAAAAAUUUAAAAAAUACUACAGUGCACAUCAUUCCGAACUUUUUUUGUGAGCAAAAUCCGGUGUCAAAAAAGCAAAUUUUUUUGUAAAGAUUUUUUUACAGCUAGAGGCGCCACAGACAUGGCGUAAUAAAGUGCGGAAAAAUAUAAUAUCAGAGCGAUAAAACACAUGUCGCUCUCUGAGAUUACGCAAAUUUUAAGGAUUUUAACGGCUUACAAAGGCCGGGAAAAAUUAUUUAAAGAAUGGUAUUUCUUACUUUUGAUGCCUCAGAACUGCACUUUACCGUACACUUUUGAAAAAAAACGAAACUUCCUAUUUUGUACGAAAUUUGAUGCUAUAUAACAUAGUUGCGAAUCAUGUCAUUCCCUCCCAUGAUUCCUUUUUUAUGGCUAUUUUCACCUUAAUCUUGAGUUUGCCGUUACUGUAGAUGACCCCGAGGACGAUCACAUCCCCGCCGGCCGUUUGGUGUUCGAUACGUCUCAGAUGUGCAUGAAGGGUGCCGUAGCUUCUUAA
Messenger RNA from Bursaphelenchus xylophilus (pine wood nematode), 1488 nucleotides. The record is from the annotation of a GenBank genome assembly. Lineage: Eukaryota; Metazoa; Nematoda; Chromadorea; Rhabditida; Aphelenchoididae.